AUGAAAUAUAUUCCUUGGUUACUUAAUCUUGCUUAUAAUGCUCUAAUGAAUGUUAGACGUGCUUUAAUACAAAACCAUCUUCUUGCAUAACCUGUAAAGUGUGUAAAAUGCUAAGUUUUUGGAUGUGUUAAAUGUGAUGAAAGCUAAAAAUGUUAUGAAUGUGAUUAAAAUUUAAAGCUUGAUUAAGCUAAUAAUUAGUGCAUGAUUAUGGAUAAUGUCUGUUCAUAUUUGAAUAACUUUUAUUAGGGAGCAACAAAUAUUUAAAAUUGUUAAAAAGAUUGCUCACCUACCUUUUACUAAAAUAUGGAAACUUAAACUUGCGAAGAGACUGUAAAUUGUACAUAAAUUCAAGAAAGCAAGAGAUUCUCUUUUGAUGAAAGAGUAAUAGAAUUCUAAAAAAUAAAUUAAAACUAAUAUUUAGUAGUAGGAAAUGGUUGUACUUUUGCUUUAGUAGACUAAAAUUGGGACAUAAUCAAUGUACAGGUUUUGUAAAAUUUAGAAUAUUACAAUUUUUAUUAUACUUCAAAUGGAUAAGAAACUGAUAGAAGAAGUUUUAUAGUUGGAUAUUAUGGGGGAUGUUCUGCAGGUACUGUAUUAAAAGUUGUUAAUUUUAAAACACUAGAAGUAGAAUUUGAAAUUAAUAAUACAAAUUAUGAAUACACAGUUCAGCAUGUGGAUUAAAUAAACUAAAUUGUUUUUUUAGUUUCAUUAUAUAGCGGCAACAUCAUGUUGUAUGAUGCUAUUAACAAAAAUAUGAAUCAAUAAAAGAUUGAAUUUUUAAAAAUAUUAUUUUUCUAUCAAAUUGAAAAUUAAACAUCUUCAAUUUAUCUCAUGUAGCAACAUUGA
Tetrahymena thermophila SB210 is the source of this 846-nucleotide messenger RNA. Its product is annotated as zinc finger protein. The transcript is spliced from 3 exons. Lineage: Eukaryota; Ciliophora; Oligohymenophorea; Hymenostomatida; Tetrahymenidae. The record is from RefSeq and is a predicted model, not a curated record.